Molecule: messenger RNA, 1212 nt
Organism: Perca fluviatilis (European perch)
Lineage: Eukaryota; Metazoa; Chordata; Actinopteri; Perciformes; Percidae
Product: flavin-containing monooxygenase FMO GS-OX-like 4
Molecular function (GO): N,N-dimethylaniline monooxygenase activity; NADP binding; flavin adenine dinucleotide binding
Source: RefSeq, a predicted model, not a curated record
GACCAACCUGCCCAAGGAGGUGAUGAUGUUCCCUGACUUCCCGUUUGACUCGAGUCUGAACAGCUUCCUGCCCCACCACGAGGUCCAGCGCUACCUGGAGAGCUACUGCCAGAGCCACGCCAUCGGGCCGCACAUCAGGUUCAACACAGCAGUGGACAGCGUAUGCCUAUCGUCUCAGCACUACUCCGACCCCCACAUCCCCUCCAUCCCCGGGAUACACAACUUUAAAGGGGAGGUGCUCCACAGUCAUUCGUACCGGUACGCGGAGCCGUACGCGGGUCAGACGGUGGUGGUUCUGGGCGCCAAAGCUUCAGGAUUGGACAUUUCCAUUGAACUGGUUAAAGUUGGUGCAAAGGUGACCCUGAGUCAUCGUCUCCCCCGUAUCACCUAUCCUCUCCCUGAUGGGAUCCAGCAGUCCAGUCCGGUGGUGGCGGUCGAAGACGACGGCAGACUGCGCUUCCAGGACGGCUCGGUGAGCGCCGCGGACGUCCUGCUGCUCUGCACCGGCUACAACUUCCGGUACCCGUUCCUGGACGGGCGCCAGCUGGGCCUGGAGAUCCAGGACCACGUCAUGACUCCGCUGUACCGCUUCCUGACGCCGCCGGCCUUCCCCUCGCUCUUCUUCAUCGGCAUCUGCAAGAUGGUCUGCCCCUUCCCCAACUUCAACGUCCAGGUGCAGUUCUGCCUGUCGGUGCUGGACGGCUCGGUAGCGUUGCCGUCCCGCGGCGAGAUGGAGCAGGAGGUGCGCCAGGAGCUGCAGGAGAAGCUGUCCCGCGGCGUGGAGCAUCGCCACCUCCACGUGAUGCAGCUGGAGCAGUGGGACUACUGCGACGCGCUGGCGAGCAUCGGCGGCUUCGCGCCGCUGCCGCCCGUCGUCCGCAGCCUGUACGAGGAGGUGUGGCGGCAGCGCGGCGUUCACCCGCAAAGAUACCGAGACUGCAACUACCGGCUGGUCAGCGCCGCGCGCUGGGAGGCGCUCAACUGACGCACGCUGGAGUUUUCGGGAGUUUUUAUAUCAGAAAUAUGUGGGAUUCUUUCAACCUAAUCGGCUCCAAAAUGACCAAUACAUGGACUCCAGUGGAAGGUUGGCUGUUUGAUCAUUCAGGUUUACUACAAUGAUGUGUGUGUGUGUGUGUGUCUGUGUGUCUGUGUGUCUCUGUGUGUGUGUGUGUGUGUGUGUCUCUGUGUGUGUGUGUGUGUGUGUGUCUGUGU